Ilyonectria robusta is the source of this 1686-nucleotide messenger RNA. RefSeq lists its product as uncharacterized. The annotation marks the transcript as partial. NCBI's taxonomy places the organism in Eukaryota, Fungi, Ascomycota, Sordariomycetes, Hypocreales, Nectriaceae. The transcript has 3 exons. The record is from RefSeq and is a predicted model, not a curated record.
UUAGCGGACCGCUCGGAUACUGCAGGAACCAAUGCCGUAUUAAGGAGCAUAAUCAUCAUCAUCCAGAAGCGAAAUCGUGCAACUAAAGAGAGUCCGACGUGGAAGCCUUGUGACCUACCGUCAGCCUGGGGUCAUCGAUGUCGAGAAGGCAGCAGUAAGAUGAAUAGUCCUGUGGCCAAGCCAAAUGAAAUAGUUGCUCGCGCGGGAGCCUGUUUACGGUCAGCAGGGAAUGGAGUCGAUGGGAAUGAUGCAAGUGUGUCGGAGAGAGGACAGGGAGAUGACACGGUAGGGAGCGGCGUAGAUGUGGUAGCGGCUGCGGAAGCGGAGCACACCGCACGACACGGGAGAUUCGGACGUUUGUCAACAUACGAGUCACCGGCAAGCGCAGCAUCAAAGUUCCGGCCGAUUCUAUCCAAACAACCCGUGGUUGAAGAGACCGUAUGGAGACAGCAUGCGGAAGCAAUUGCAAGGUCGUUACCCAAGAGACCUCUGCGAGGCGGUUUGCGGUCAAGCGGAGCACGGAAGUCUCAUCAUACGGUCAAAAGUGGAGGUUCCGCGCAACAUCAGCCACCGAGUCAGCUUCAAAGGCCCUUUUUGCCCAGAGAACGGGGCGGACCGGAGGCCGCGGAUUCUGAUCCUCUCCUCUUUCAUCGACACUUUUUGCCCAUGGAGAGGCGGGAUGGAGAUGAUGAGCGGCGUGGUAUGGCGUCGGUUGGCGAUCCCGCGCUUUUUCGUCGGAAUGAGGCACCCACGGUCCGGCUUAUCCAGCCCAAGCAACCAGUAUCUGAAGACAUUAGACGAAGCGAGCUAGCAUCAGCAAUUGCACGGGGUUUGCCCAAGAGACGUCGGCGAGGGGGUCGGCGGCCGCUGAAAGCAAGACCAGACACUAGCGGACAGGAUCUGCUGCCAAGCCGAGAUGAGCCUCCGAGGAAACAAAUUCGAGCUGGAAUCCGAAGGCAAAGGAGACGGGAAUUGCAGGCCGAAGACUUGAUGAGCGUGUUGCGCUUCUUGGAGGAGGACUUUGCCAUGAAGGAGAGCUUGUCCAACGAGCAGACGUGGUGUACGCCAGUACCGUACGAUAGAACGGUGUCGACCGUGCGAGAUUUUUACCAGGCGUUCCACGAUGUGAGCACCUUGCCGAUACGGACCUGCAUGCUGUGCUACCGGGGACGGCUCGCCAUUUCAAUGUCGAAGUUGCUUUCCUGUGGGAGAACCUAUCUUAGGCUGUGCGGAGUGUAUGCGUUGCCUGAGGCGGGGUGGCCUGUCGCCAGCGGCCCAACUUCACGGCCGGCUUGGCUGUGAGCACAUGUUUCCCGACGAGCUCAAGGGCCUCACACUGGUCGAGGAGAAGCUCAUCGCGCUGAAUUCGUGUUAUGGAUUGUCACGAGGUACAGCAUUCCGGGUGGCCGGGGGCAGAGUCUGAGGUACCCGAGGCAUGUCAAAGGCCAUAUCACGGUGUUCCCAAACAACGUGCAGGAGCUGGCCACGAAAGUGCUCCCCAAUCCACUUUUGCAAGUCAUGGACGAGAUCCACGUCUCGUGGCAGGGCGCGGAGAAGCCGGGACCGAGCGAUCUUUCAAGCCUCCUAUCGGUGAGGCGGCGAGUCGUGGAGAGGGCCCUUGUCUGGCUGAAGAAGAACAAUCCACGCUAUGCCGAGAUCGAGAUUGACGCGGCAGAGAUGGAGAGU